AGCAAGCACCGACUGACCGGGCUUGCAGAAUUAGAGAAAGCUGGAGGUUGGUCAUGUUACGACCCUCGGAGUCGAGAGAGAGAAACAUUACUGUUGUCAGGUGCAUGGGGUAGAGCUGGGAUGGACUGACAUUGAACCCGAGAACAACUAUUUGCAUAUCUACCCGGCAUCUUUCUCUACUCUUGCGACUUAGAAGCUGCUCUCAAACUCUUUUCUAAUACUUCUGAAGCACAAUACUCUAAUUCGCGACAUGGCUGACGGACAGAACCGGGAUCAUAUCGUCAAGGUCCCGGACUUUUACAGAUUCCUCAUCAUCGCCCAGAUCUUCAUCGCAGUCGCCGUCCUCGGCCUCGCUGCUUAUGGCGCAACUUUCAAUGACUGGUUUGGAGGAAAUGGUUACGCUAUUUUCUGCGCAAUCGCCAUCUUCUUAACCCAUGGCUACUAUUUGGUGUCAACUUCCUUCUUCCCCAUUGUUUACAACUGCUGGGUCUUCCUCAUCCUUUCUAUCUUCCAAGUCAUCUGGUGGCUAUCUUGCUGGGCCGAUCUUGCCGCCUGGGCUGCAGCAUAUGAUGUCAGCUUCUAUGGAGUAGCCCUUUGCGACGAUUACAGCAUCAAUAGUGAAGGUGAUAUUGUGUGCUUAGGAGAUCGCAAGAAGCACAGAAACGUCAUUGCGGCGGCUGCGGGGAUUGGCGCUCUGGAAUGGAUCCUUGUCAUUGUUUCUCUAGUAGUCUUUGCCAUCGCACUCCACCGUCAUCGCAUCUCGGGCGCCCCUUUCACUAUGAAUGGAAUGUGGCACACCACGCCUGAGAACCCACGUGGUACUCCCAACGCCGUCGAGUCCGGGAUGCAGAAUGGAGCGCAGAGUGGUAAGGCGCCAAUGCAGCAAAGCCCACAGCCACAGAGCUUCCAGAUGUAUCCGCAAGCAGGAGCGCAGCAACAGGUGGGCCAGCAACAGGCUUUCCAGCAGCCUGUUUACCAGCAACUGUAACAGACGUAUUAGGCUUGUUGGAUAAGGCGAGAAGGGUGGAAAGAUUAGAGAAGGAAGUUUGGUUCAGAUGGGUUACCAGGUAAUACGCUUAUGUUUCGUGGGUAGGAGAGGGAUGGAGUCAGGGUUACGUUUGGAAUGAUAUGAUAGGGAGAUACCAAUUGUGUCAGCGUUUCUCAAACUGCAACCAAGUAAUGUUAUCUUUCGAG
Messenger RNA from Lindgomyces ingoldianus, 1194 nucleotides. RefSeq lists its product as uncharacterized. The transcript is spliced from 3 exons. Bases 251 to 988 code for a protein of 245 amino acids. The record is from RefSeq and is a predicted model, not a curated record. Lineage: Eukaryota; Fungi; Ascomycota; Dothideomycetes; Pleosporales; Lindgomycetaceae.